Molecule: messenger RNA, 3506 nt
Organism: Symbiodinium necroappetens
Lineage: Eukaryota; Dinophyceae; Suessiales; Symbiodiniaceae
Source: the annotation of a GenBank genome assembly
GCAAAACCCGCGCUUUCAACUUCGCGGGCGGGCCUGCGCCGCCCCGAGUGGCUGAGCUGGGCCCUGACGUGUGGCGCGGCGACAAGCCGUUGCCGGAACAUGGGUUCGUCGCCUUGGGCACGCCGAUCGGCACGGCUGAGUACACACGGGCUUGGGGCACGGACCGCUUAGACCUGGAGGAGGCCCGUUUGCGACAGUUGCCGCAAAUGCCCGACUUGCAGUGUGCCUGGCUCCUCCUGUGCUACUGCGCGGCACCCCGUGCCAACCACGACGUUGCCUGCCCUGCGCCAGACAUCGCUUUCCUCCUUGCAUACUUGGGCGGGUUGGGCCUCGCCGAAGCGGUUCGCACUGCCCCUGCGGCUUACUGGGCAGCUUGGGCCGAUGCGCUCCCGGUCCUCGCCGCACGCAGCCCUGCCCUUGCCGCAUGGACAGUGCGUGCCCUGUCUGGUGAGCACACCCCUGCUUGUUUGCGGGCGGCGGAAGAAAGCAGGUCUCUGCUUGUGGCCGAAGGCUGGAGUGAGCCCCCUGCAUGGGAUGAACUCGUGCGCGGGGCCGCACCGUGCGCGGCGGAGGCUGAUGCGGACAUCGAGCGGCGACACCAGAGUGGCAUCGCAACAGAUGGCCUCUCCCAGUGGCGUCGCUCCAUAAAUCACAAGGUCGAGCCGUGUGGAAAUUGGUGGACGCUGGAAGGCCUCAACCAUGUCGCUUGUGCGGCGCCUGGUCGCGCUGCGCUCUUGCCGGGCCCGACGGCCGUGCGCGGCCCAGCCCGCGCAGACUGGGCGCGACGCUGGUGGAGCGUGCUCUCCACGGCAGUGCAGCAGGCCAUCGGCCACACAGCACUCGGCCGAGCACGUGCUGUGCCCGGGCCGGCGCAGAGUCAGGUGCCAGCCCUGGACGAGGUGUUGGCACUCGCGCCUGCCGACCCCGUCAGCCGGCACGCUGCGCUGACAGACCGGUCUUCAUCGAGCCCGGUAGCUGCCAUAGCUCCGCGUGACGUGCCCGCACCGCCGGUGUGCCCCGCGCAUGGCCCCCGCCGGCUCGCACUUGACUUCCGCGAGUCCAGCCACGGAUGGGUGUGUUGCCGCGGAUUUCCCCCAGAAGUCCUUCCAUGCCCUGGCCAGCGCAUUCCGCCCGCUGAGGCACCCGAUGCUGCAGCACAAUUUACCUCCUUGGCACCACCAGCGCCCCCAACACAGGCCGGCUCGACUGCCGUACCGGCCGCUGCAGCUUGGUGCAACGAAGGCCGCCCUGACGCGCCCGCACAUGGCCGCACGCAUCGCGUGCGCAGCACGCUGCCGUUGGCCGCCUUCACCCUGCUGCACUCACCGCUUGGCCCACGCCUUGUAUGCGCCACUCUGGCAGCACGGCCUCGCCACCCUUCCCAGCUUAGCCGCACAUCUUGGAAAAAGGAAGCUGUUGGGAGCACUGGAUGCCUCCUCCGCUUCCGCUGCCCUCCUCGACUCAUAGGCUGGACCGUGCGCAGAGCGAGCGGCCACCAGAGCAUGCCGGGUGCCGGACUGCGGGUGGCGCAAAGGACAGUUCGGCUGCAAAAGCCGGUAGCCCAGACUAGCGCAGACAGUAAGGUGUCCAGCAGCCAAUACCCUCAAUGCCAAGCACGACAAGCCGACACCGGCGACCGGAAGCAAGCUCUGGGUAUGUUUGGUUUUGGCUGCCGGGACACGCAGAACUGCAAGCUCUCCAAAAAGAUGUCGGAUCCGAAUCCGAAUGCGCCGCCAUUCAUCCCGGGGACCAGCUGGGGUGGGCUCCACCAGACGCCGGACCUGAACCUGCAUCUGCACCACGAGGAGGCCGUGGCAACGCUCUCCCGUGGUCCUCCAGGCUUGGUUACCUCCGCCUACAGUCGCCCGGCGCCUCCCACGGAGCCUCCACCCAUGCCACCAUCUGGAGCGCCCCCGUUGCCGGGUGUGAGCUUCGGGCUGGGGCAACUGGGCCCAAGCAUGGGGCCAGUGCCCAACCGCGGUUUGGCACCACAACCUGUAGGUGGCCGCCAGCCGUGCGGCUGCCAGGCCAUUGGUGCGGGAGCUAUUGGUGCCGGACCCAUCGGUGCAGGAACCAUCGGAGGGGCGAUCGCUCCGCCAAUGGCACCGUCGCCGCCUGACUGGGGCCUGCCUCGCCAGGACCUUCACCAAAUGCAACAACAGCAACGUUUUCCCGCACAAAUGCAACCCCAAGCCCCACAAGCUCCGCAAGCUCCACAAGCUCCACAAGCUCCAGCGGCUGCCCCACAACCCCCACAAUCCCCCCAAGCCCCACAAGCCCCAGCGGUGCAGCCUCAAGCAUUCCAGCCCAAGGCUGUCGGACGCCCGGUGGUGCCUCCAGACACAAUACCGUCGCAAGAGCGACCUGCACCUGAGGUGCCGCGUCGCGAGUCUCGUGAGGUGCAACCACCCGAGCCAGCCCGUGAGGCAGCACCCGAGCCCCAGCCUUCGCGUGAUGUGCGUGACGGGCCAACCCGUGACCGAGACACCCGCCCUCCAGUCGGAGCUUCGACAGGCCCGGCGCUGGAGCGCAAAGGAAGCGCCGGGGAAAAGUAUGUCCCGCCUGGCUCAGGAAACCGCCCUGCGCCCCCGCCCCGCCCACAAGCCGACUCCAAACCGGUCGAGAAACGAUUCGAAGCCUCUGCAAUCGAGCGCCGCAGGCACAGUGUGGAUGCUUGGGAGGAGUCAGGCCCCAUUCGAGCAAAGCCGGCGCCGUCACACUCCGCAGGCCCUUCGACUUCUGACGACAAGGACUCCAAAGCCCGCAAAGAGCUGCUCCAUGGAGUCUUCCGUGCUUGCGAUCUCAACGGCGACGAUUGGCUCAGUGAGGGUGAGUUCCGCAACAUCGCCGCAAACUUCUAUGGCUUCAAAGGGGACAGUGAGAAGUGGGCGGAGGAAUUCAAGAAGCUGUGCGAGGAGCUCUCUGCUUUCACCCCGGUGCCGUCUUCUGGCAUUGAGGACAUUGAAGCGAUCCGUAACCUCGCGGGCGUGACAUUGCAAUCCGGAUCGCAUGCGACCGCAGGAUCUCUGGAAAUACUCCGAUGGGGAAAAUUCGAUGCCGAGACACGAACGCUGACUGCCACAGGCUUUGGUGGCUUCAAACAGCCGUGGUACACGGGAUCAUGGACCGAGCCGGCUGGUGAUCCCAUCUGGUGCUUUCUGAUGUGGCUGGCGCGAGUGGGCAAUGCUACCUACGAGUUCCGCUUCUCCGAAGACUUCCAACGUGCCGACAUCAUCCCGCGAGGCAAUCUCGGGGUCUUCUGCUGUUGUUGCUGCCCCUGCAUUCCACCCUGGUUUGCAAUCCCGGCAUGCCUGACACGAAACUUCAUGGUUCAAGCCGAUUCCUCCAUCAAGGGCGACCAUUGGGAACGCUUCCAAGGAAAUUGCAAUCAAACGCCCACCUUUUACUACGACAUCUAUGCGGUCUACGAUCCUGAAGGCAAGGAGACACGCUGGAGCCAACUCGCACGAGAGCAAGCCCCAGCGCAGGUAAUGAUGACCAUCUGA